Molecule: messenger RNA, 1932 nt
Organism: Malus domestica (apple)
Lineage: Eukaryota; Viridiplantae; Streptophyta; Magnoliopsida; Rosales; Rosaceae
Product: squamosa promoter-binding-like protein 2
Cellular component (GO): nucleus
Molecular function (GO): DNA binding
Source: RefSeq, a predicted model, not a curated record
AAAGCAAAAGUAGCAAAAGUUUGAUGUCUCUCGCUCCUCUCUCUUUCUCUCUCCUCUCUCCUCUCUCGCACUGGUCAAUUCUUACGACCAAAGAUUGAAACUUUAGGAAAGGGAAUGGGGGGUCACUGCCAGAAAAUGCUUUUCUCUCUUUAAUACCUCAAAAGCUCCUCUGCAACCUUCCCCAAAUCACCAUCAUCUGGUGGCUGGUUGCUUUUGCGUUAUCUGAAAUCACGAUUUUGAAGUAGUUUUAUGAAUUCGGUGCUGAUGAUGGAGUGGAAUGAAAAACCUCCUUCACCAUGGGAUUUGGAGAACCUUUUCAUGUAUGGUGCAAAAGUUACUGAAAAUCCUAAAAGGGUACAACCAGCAGACUGGGGCAUUGAAAGGGAACGAGGAAUGAACUCUGAAUCUUUCUAUUCGACUGGGGGUGAUGGGGGUAGUGGUGUUUCCGGCUCUGAUUUUGGAGAUGGUUCAUCAAAGUGUUCGAAAUCAGCUUCUGUCAAUUCUUCAGUCGGGGAAAGUAAGAAAUCCAAUUUCAACUUUGAGUCUUUUGAAGGUUUCCCAAAGGAUUUCAUUGAUAAAAAGGAUUCAGCUGAAGCUGAGGCCCUUGGAUCUUCUCCAACUCAUGAGGUUUCUGCUGGCUCUGGCGAGCCCUUGCUCAGUCUAAAGCUUGGUAAGCGGAUGUACUUCGAAGACGUUUGUGCAGGAAAUAAUCAUGAGACCUCUUCUCCUUCCGUUAUUUCCACAUCAAUAUCGACAAGGACAAAGAGGUUUAAGUCCCCUGCUCAGAGUGCGUUUGCAUCACACUGCCAAGUUGAAGGCUGCAAUCUUGAUCUUUCAUCAGUCAAAGAUUACCAUCGCAAACAUAGGAUUUGUGCAAAUCAUUCCAAAUCUCCGAAGGUUGUUGUAGAUGGUGUGGAACGCCGGUUUUGCCAGCAGUGUAGCAGGUUCCAUGGCCUUUCUGAAUUUGAUGAAAACAAGCGAAGCUGUCGCAGGCGACUUUCUGAUCACAAUGCAAGGCGCCGCAAGCCACAGACACAAGUAGUGAGACACCCAGCGAGGCUGUCUUCAUCACUGUUCAUUACAGAUGACAGGCAACAGAUGAGUUUUGCUUUUGACCGAGGUCCAUAUGUUUACACAAAGCAUGCUUCGCAUUUAGCAUGGGAUGGCUCGUGCAACCUCAAGUUCACACAAACGAAAGAUUAUUUUCCAAAUCCUGCAAAAGCAGGAGGCACUGCCAGGCAGCUAAAUUUUGCCAGCAAUGAAACUCCAGGCUUGAUAACUAGGCUUUAUCAGGAUUCCAGUAGGCUGUCACCAUCCAAGAGCACUGCGGCUGAGGUUCUUAGCGGGGGUGCUGAAGAAUCUAUGAUUUCCUUCAACCUGGAUGCAACACAGGAUAUUCAUCGUGCUCUCUCUCUUCUGUCAACGAGUCCUUGGGUUUCAGGCGGGUCGAAACCUGUUCCACUUGAUACCAGCCAAAGCUAUCAUAACAACUCGCCUCAACAGGGGAUGCAUGCAAUGACUCAAGGUGUGCCGGUCUCUUCAGGGGACUGGCAAAGUCAGCAUCCAUCCCUCGAUACCCAAGCACACGUCUCCCACUCACACAGUAACGUCAGCAACCACUUUCAGGAUCUUCAUCAGUUCAAAGCGCUGUAUGAGUUUGGCUAUCACCCAAACCAAUUCAGUUAACUCCACCUAAGAUAACUGUUCUUUCACCCGUAUAACUUGUCGUUUGUGAAGAAACUCGGCACUGCUUUGGUUUACUACGGACGAGAAUCCAGGGAUCGGGAAUAGUUGCGAAUUCAAGGGCUGUGUGCGUUAUUUUGCUGCUAGCUACUCUAUCUUCUUUGUUAUUGCAUCAAGAAUUUGACAAUUUUUUGCAAAUUUGGUUCCUUGUUGGGAUAUUGCUUUACAUUUGUGGAAUUUUCUUUUAUA